AUGCCUGGAUCAGCUACAGCGAUCCGACAAGAGAGACUGAAGAAGACCCAUGCAAGUCCAAUUCCCCUUGGUUUAUUCACCAUUAAUGAGGAAGAUGAGCAGCAAAAGAAUGGAAAUUCCAGAAGACCCAAAGCGCCUGAUGGCUAUAAGGUACAAGAAAAGAAAACUGCCCCCAGCCGCCCUAAUUCUACACUUUCAGGACAAAAUAACAGCCACUCAGGAAAUAAACCAGAUCCCCCGCCUGUGCUACGGGUUGAUGACCGGCAGCGUCUGGCCCGAGAACGCCGAGAGGAACGAGAAAAGCAGCUAGCUGCACGAGAAAUCAUCUGGCUAGAAAGAGAAGAGCGAGCCCGGCAGCACUAUGAAAGGCACUUGGAAGCACGGAAGAAGAAGCUGGAGGACCAGCGUCUGAAGGAAGAGCGGAGGAGGGCUGCAGUGGAGGAGAAGCGAAGGCAGAGGCUGGAGGAGGACAAGGAGCGCCAUGAAGCUGUUGUACGACGGACGAUGGAAAGGAGCCAGAAGCCAAAGCAGAAAUAUAACCGGUGGUCAUGGGGAGGCCCUCUCCAUGGGAGCCACAACAUCCACAGUGCAGAUCCAGACAGGAGGUCAGUUUCCACCAUGAAUCUUUCGAAACAUGUUGAUCCUGUCAUUAGCAAGCGGCUCUCGUCCUCAUCUGCAACCUUGCUAAAUUCUCCAGAUAGAGCUCGCCGCCUGCAGCUCAGCCCCUGGGAGAGCAGCGUUGUAAACAGACUGCUGACGCCCACACAUUCCUUCCUGGCCAGAAGUAAAAGCACCGCUGCCUUGUCUGGAGACACAGCAUCUUCCAGCCCCAUCAUCAUGCCCUUCAAAGCUGCACACUCUAGAAAUCCCGUGGACCGGCCAAAACUCUUUGUUACACCGCCUGAGGGCUCUUCGAGAAGGAGGACCAUUCAUGGAACAGCGAGCCAUAAAAAAGAGCGAGAAAGAGAACACAUGCCCUUCCACUUUUCCUCUGGCUUCCGAAGGACUCUGUCUCCAUCUAAUCCCAAAGCAAGAUCACCAGCUCCAGCCCGCCUUUGGCUUCCAUCCAAGUCCAUGCCUCAUUUGCCUGGCACACCCCGACCAGCAUCCUCCUUGCCUCCUGGCUCAGUCAAAGCUGCUUCCACUCAGGCCCGCCCCUCAUCCCCUGGCAACAUCCGCCCUGUCAAGAGAGAAGUCAAAGUGGAGCCUGAGAAAAAAGACCCUGAGAAGAAGGUUGCCAAUGAGCCUUUGGUAAAGGGCAGAGCACCCUUAGUGAAGGUAGAGGAAGUCACAGUUGAAGAGGGGACACCUGCAGAGCCAGCUGACCCUGCUGUUCCAGUCUCGACCCCUGUUCCAAGUCCAGCCCCUGCUCCAGCUACAGACCCAGCCCCGGUCUCAACACCAUCAUCAGCUGCGACUGUCAAUGUUGCUCCAAAGGCUUCUGCAGGCACCACUGACCCAGAAGAGGCCACGAGGCUGCUGGCUGAGAAGAGGCGGCUAGCCAGAGAGCAAAGAGAAAAGGAGGAAAGGGAGAGAAGGGAGAAGGAAGAGCUGGAGAGACAAAAGAUAGAGGAAUUGUCUCGAAGGGUGGCUGAAGAGCGAAGUCGCCGGGAGGAAGAAUCCCGCAGACUGGAAGCGGAGCAGGCACGAGAGAAAGAAGAGCUGGCGCUGCGCCUUGCGGAGGAGGAGCGGGAGCGGUGGGAGAGGGAGGAGAUGGAGCGUGUGCAGAAGCAGAAAGAAGAAGAAGCCCGAGCCAGGGAGGAGGCAGAGAGGGCCCGGCAGGAGCGAGAGAAGCAUUUCCAGAGAGAAGAGCAGGAGCGCCUGGAGAGGAAGAAGCGCCUUGAAGAGAUUAUGAGGAGAACCCGGAGGACAGAGAAUGCAGACAAGAAAACCACUGAACAAAGAAAUGGUGACAUAGCCAAGGGAGUUCUCACUGGAGAAACAGAGGUAUCUGCACUACCAUGUAUGAACUCUCCAGGAAAUGGACAGUCUGCACACAGUGCACACGGAGUCACUUUACAACAAUCAGAAGUGACCACAGAGAGUUCUCCAAUUUUGGGAAAAGAGCCAAAUGAAAAUGGAAUGUCUGCUCAAGAUGAAAAUUUUGAAGAAAUUAUAAACUUACCUGUUGGAUCAAAAGCAUCCAGAUUAGAUGUCACCAACAAUGAGAGCCCAGAAAUUCCUUUGAAACCAAUCUUGGCCUUUAAUGAUGAAGGGACACUUGGGCCCCUACCUCAGGUAGAUGGUGUGCAAACACAACAGACAGCAGGUGAGCUAGUCUUCAACCGCCUCCUGUAA
Molecule: messenger RNA, 2298 nt
Organism: Cricetulus griseus (Chinese hamster)
Lineage: Eukaryota; Metazoa; Chordata; Mammalia; Rodentia; Cricetidae
Source: RefSeq, a predicted model, not a curated record